CUCAACAUAAGCAUUAGUUUACAAGUGAUGUUGUGUUGUGGUGUACGAUCGAAUUUUAUUUACCACAACACAUUUGAAAUAAACUGAGCCCAGAUAAUCAAUGCCUUCAUUUCCUUUGAAACAAUCUAGUGACGUCACCAGAUUAGAAACUCGUCUUUUAAAUAGUUUCAAUUAUCUCGGAAAGCUAGCACAUUUAUCGUCUUUUUCAUCUGCAUCCAAUGGAAACAACCAGUGUAGCAGUAGAUUCUACGCAGUCAGAAGUAAAUUUGAACUUGCAUCGACAGAAACAGACUAUGCAUAAGUCCAAAAUUAUCACAGUGUGCAGUGAUUAAAUAAGAAGGGGUCAGUUUGUACAGUGACAAAGCCAUGGAUUUUCUCAGGAUUUUAAAACCGAAGAGGAACAAAUUCUCAGAGGAACUGAUAACACAAACUGUGGAUUUGGAAAACGAGGAUGUGAUAAAAGAAACGCCAGAACAAACUGAAGACAUACUUAGUUUCAGAGUUGACUAUCUAGGAUCCCUUCAAAUCCAUAGCAUACCAGAAUUCAAUCCAGAGAAGGCCUUGAAAGCCCUGAAACACGAGAGAGAAAGUAAAAAGAAGAAACCACAGAGGGGAGUCAUCUUGAUAUCAAAAAAUUUCGUCAUACUGACGGAUAUGAGAAGAAAUGAAAUUUUCAAAAUACCCCUUCUCAGGAUACAGAGUUGUAGUAUGGACCCAUUCAACAAAAACGUAUUUUUCUUUAUAAAUGAGAACCAAAAUCGUAGGAAGACCUAUAAUGCCUUCUUCUCAGAGAAAUGGAAGAUGGCCUAUAAUGCUGCUCAAGCUAUUGCUCAUAUGUUUAGUCAAUCUCACGAUAGGUACUUGAGAGAGCUGCAGGAUAAAAAAUUUUUUAGUCAAGAGAAAAAAGAGGAAAACAAAGAAGAUUCCUUUGACCAAAGAUGUAGUCUCGAUAUGAUGGAUUUCUCUAUAGAUUCUAGUCAAAACAAGUCAGAGAAUGAAGCUGUAUCUAAGAACUGGAUAUCUUUCGAUGAUUGAAAAUGGCUCUGUGUGGUUUAGAUGAGAGUUUGAAAGCAUCGAAAUAUUUUGAAUAAAAGAGAUAUCAAUACUUCUAAUAGAAGUACCUACUGAAUUUGAAACCUAAUGAAUGAUUGAAAAUUAUUGAAUUUAUUGUUGUUAGUAUAGUCGAAUUUUACAAUUAAUUUUUAAGUUGAGAUGAUUAUGUAGAUUAUUGUGAUAUACAGAUUUUAUCUUUGUGCCUUCCCAAUCAUGACAAUAUACAUUUUAAAAUAA
Messenger RNA from Harmonia axyridis, 1290 nucleotides. RefSeq lists its product as uncharacterized. The transcript is spliced from 5 exons. The record is from RefSeq and is a predicted model, not a curated record. Bases 367 to 1035 code for a protein of 222 amino acids. NCBI's taxonomy places the organism in Eukaryota, Metazoa, Arthropoda, Insecta, Coleoptera, Coccinellidae.